GCGAUCUUUACUUCUAUCUUGCGAAGGAGAAAGUGACCAUUUUUGGACCACGUUUCACUCUAUUCCUGAGGGACAUAUGCCUCAGUGACCGGGGAGCUAUCUUAUUCCAAAUGUACAUGGAGCUUCUGCCCGUCGGGAAACUGGUCCUAAUAAGCCUGUCCACGCAGCUGCAAUCGCAUCGUAUUCGAGCAACUUGCAGCGCGUAUCGCCUUUGACUUCACCGUACGUAUCAACGCCAUAUCUCUCUUGACCGAAGAAAAAAGCGAACGGAGCCUGCCACGCGACAAGCCGCCGAGGGACGUCCUCGCGCGUGGUGCCAAGGGGCAGCAGCCCCGCGAGGACCCCCGCGUUCCCGAUUGCCAUCGUGGAGCCAUGGGCAAGGAACAGCAGCUUCCCAUGAGCCACGUUGCCGAGGAGCGCAGUGCUGGCGUUGCACCACGUCGGGAGGGUGGGGAGGGUGCAGCGAUAGAUCCGGCCCGUGUGGUGCGGCAGGUCCAGCAGGCGGUGGAACGUGGGAUCGUGGUCCGUGAACUUGGCGCGUUUAGAGACACAUCCGAUCUCUGUUGUCGGGGAAUUUGUACGCUGUUCGUUCGGAUUUCGUGAUCUUUCCGGCACGAACGAGAUGUUGACAUGGGGAAAAACGAAGGAAGCUGCUCCUCGGUCUAGCCCUUGUCGCUACGGGGUGUGGCAAGUGGCCGAGAGAUGGAAGUAACUUGGUAAGCGCAGCCAGCUCAUGUGUAUGGAAACCCGGAGAGGUCUGCU
Messenger RNA from Mycena citricolor, 762 nucleotides. NCBI's taxonomy places the organism in Eukaryota, Fungi, Basidiomycota, Agaricomycetes, Agaricales, Mycenaceae. The record is from the annotation of a GenBank genome assembly.